Molecule: messenger RNA, 4949 nt
Organism: Dunckerocampus dactyliophorus (ringed pipefish)
Lineage: Eukaryota; Metazoa; Chordata; Actinopteri; Syngnathiformes; Syngnathidae
Gene: tubgcp3
Product: tubulin, gamma complex associated protein 3
Exons: 23
Coding region: 115-2829 (904 amino acids)
Biological process (GO): cytoplasmic microtubule organization; spindle assembly; meiotic cell cycle
Cellular component (GO): gamma-tubulin small complex; equatorial microtubule organizing center; spindle pole
Molecular function (GO): gamma-tubulin binding; microtubule minus-end binding
Source: RefSeq, a predicted model, not a curated record
CGUUGCUGGUUACUGGUGGAUCGGAAGUAACUGUUUCUCCUUCAUAUAUCGAGAUGUUCAUUUAGAUAUGUUUAUUUAGAUAUUACACCGCGCGAAACUCUAGUCACGGACAGAAUGGCGACUCUGGAUCAGAAAUCACCCAAUGUGCUUCUCCAGAGCCUCUGCUGCAGAAUCACAGGGAAAAGCGAAGCCGAAGUUGCCCACCAGUUCCAGUUUGCAGUGCGAGUCAUUGGCAGUAACUACGCCCCCACUAUUGAACGGGAUGAAUUCCUGGUGACGGAGAAGAUCAAGAAAGAAUUGCUAAAGCAGCGGCGAGAGGCGGAUGCUGCUCUCUUCUCAGAGCUGCACAGAAAACUUCAGACGCAGGGUGUUCUCAAACAUCGCUGGUCUGUUCUUUACUUGUUGCUCAUCCUCGCUGAGGACCCACGCAAGCCCUCCAGCAGGGUUGGAAACUACGGGGCUGUGUUUGCCCAGGCCCUCCCCAGAGAUGCUCACUCCACGCCGUUCUACUGCACUCGACCCCAGAGUCUGGCCCUGGGCUACGGGGAGAGGUGUGCUGGGCUGUCAGCCAGCAUGGCCACCAGUGGGAUCUCAAGUCUGGGAGUCUACACGCUCAACGGACCCACUCCAACUCCGCAGUCGCUGUUGGCAGGUCAACCUGCUCCAUCUGCAGUCGGAGGCGCUCCGCCUUUGGGUUCUCGACUGGCCUGGGCUCUUCCCACAAGCUCUUCCCCCUCAGCCGUGGGCCCAGCCACCAUUCGGCCACCCCUCGGACCAUCGCUUUCUACAACCAGAGCGCUCCGCCCUCGACAAGAUGGCGAUGCAGCUGGUGAGGUGAGCGAGGCAUCGCUGGUGCGGGACAUCCUCUAUGUCUUCCAGGGGAUCGAUGGCAAGUUCGUCAAGAUGAGCGCACAAGAUAAUUGUUACAAAAUAGACACCAAGGUGGUGGUGAACAAAUCCCUGCGGGACACCUGCAGCAGACUGGCGGAGCUUGGCUGGCUCCACAAUAAAGUGCGGAAGUACACCGACGCCAGGAGCUUGGAUCGGGCCUUUGGACUGGUUGGACAGAGCUUCUGUGCGUCGCUCCACCAGGAGCUGAAGGAGUAUUAUAGGCUCCUCUCCGUCCUCCACUCUCAGUUGCAGGUAGAGGAUGACCAAGGUGUCAACAUGUGCACAGAGAGCACGUUGACUCUCAGAAGACUCUUGGUCUGGAUGUACGACCCCAAAGUGCGGCUCAAAAUGCUGGCCGCCCUCGUUGACUUCUGCCAAGGCCGGAAGGGUGGCGAGCUGGCCUCCGCUGUUCACGCCUACGGGAAAACAGGAGACCCACAAAUGAGGGCGCUGGUGCAACACAUCCUCAGCUUGGUGUCACACCCCAUCCUUAACUUCUUGUAUCGGUGGAUCUAUGAUGGAGAACUUGAGGACACUUACCAUGAGUUCUUUGUAGCAUCAGAUCCAAACGUGAAGACUGAUCGCCUGUGGCACGACAAGUACUCUCUCAGGAAGUCAAUGAUCCCUUCGUUCAUCACCAUGGACCAGGCUCGCAAGGUUCUGCUGAUCGGUAAAUCCAUCAACUUCCUGCACCAGGUUUGUCAUGACAGAACGCCGCCAGGCAAAAUCACACCAGCGUCCAAGUCUGCAGACACACCCAAAGAUGCAGCGGAACUCCUAUCAGACCUGGAGGGAGCGUUUCAAGAGAAGAUUGACGCCGCCUACUUUGACACCAGUAAAUACCUGCUGGACGUCCUGAACAGGAACUACCUUCUGCUGGAGCAUCUGCAGGCCAUGCGGCGAUACCUGCUGCUGGGCCAGGGAGAUUUCAUCAGGCACCUCAUGGAUCUGCUCAAACCAGAGCUAGCGAGACCUGCCACCACUUUGUACCAACACAACCUGACAGGAAUCCUAGAGACGGCUGUUCGAGCCACCAACGCCCAGUAUGACAACAUGGAGGUCCUCAAGCGAUUGGAUGUACGACUGCUUGAGGUGUCCCCUGGCGAUACUGGCUGGGAUGUAUUCAGCCUGGAUUACCACGUGGAUGGACCCAUUGCUACGGUGUUCACGAGGGAAUGUAUGGGCCACUACCUGCGAGUGUUUAACUUCCUGUGGAGGGCCAAGAGGAUGGAGUACACCCUGACUGACAUCUGGAAAGGACAGAUGUGUAAUGCCAAGCUGCUCAAAACCAUGCCUGAGCUGUCAGGCGUGCUGCAUCAGUGUCACAUCCUGGCGUCUGAGAUGGUCCACUUCAUCCACCAAAUGCAGUACUACAUCACCUUUGAGGUGCUGGAAUGUUCCUGGGACGAGCUGUGGAACAAAGUACAGCAAGCGCAGGAUCUCGACCACAUCAUCGCUGCCCAUGAAGUCUUCCUGGACACCAUCAUCUCCAGAUGCCUGCUGGACAAUAACAGCAGGUCUCUUUUGAACCAGCUGAGGGCCAUCUUUGACCAAAUCAUCGAGUUCCAGAAUGCUCAGGACUCCCUCUAUCGCUCCGCACUGGAGGAGCUUGCCCUCCAGCUUCAGUUUGAGGAGAAGAAGAAGCAGAACGAGGAGGAGGGUCAGUGGGGCGUGACGGCCGAGCAGGAAGUGGAGGAGAAGAGGAGGAUUCGGGAGUUUCAGGAGACGAUACCAAAGAUGUGCUCCCAGCUCCGCAUCCUCACACACUUUUACCAGAGUAUUGUCCAGCAGUUCCUGGUGCUCCUCACUACCAGCUCGGACGAGAGCCUUCGUUUCCUCAGCUUCAGACUGGACUUCAACGAACACUACAGGGCCAGAGAGCCGAGGUUGCGAGCAUCGCUCGGAGCCACACGGGGGCGACGGAUGUCCAAUAUCUGACGUCAAGCUUUUGGAACAUAAAAAUCACAAACAGGGACGACCAGCACUUCACUCCGAGAUGACGUCCUGCCUUGAUGGACACUGUUGCACUGCACUUAACCUGGCAACAGUGGGGGUGAUGGCAUCCUAUUGGAAGAUCCAGGAAACUUUCAAAUUGUUUUUGUGUUUAAAGUACAGCCUUACUGAUUGGAAAAUAUGUUCCUCCACAUGGUUGUCAAGUUGCGCCCCAACACGCAUGUGUUUACAGCGGUGUGAAAAAGUAUUUUCCACCUUCCUGAUUCCUUCUUUUGUUUGCAUGUUUGUCACACUUAAAUGUUUCAGAUUAUCAAACAAAUGUAAAUAUUAGUCAAUGACAACACAACUCAACACGAAAUGCACUUUUUAUUUGAAACUUUUUAUUAAGGGAGAAAAAAAACCUACAUGGCCCUGUGUGAAAAAGUGAUUCCUCCCCCAUUAAAACAUAACUGAUUAAUUAAGAUCUAUCAGUGUGGAAAAGGUUAUAAAGCCAUUUCUAAAGCUUUGGGACUCCAGCCAACCACAGUGAGAGUCAUUAUCCACCAAUGGCCAAACCAUGGAACAGUGGUGAAACUUCCCAGGAGCGGCCGGCCAACCAAAAUGACCCCAAGAGCGCAGCCACAACUCAUCCGAGAGGUCACAAAAGACCCCACAACAACAUCCAAAGAACUGCAGGCCUCACUUGCCUCAGUUAAGGUCAGUGUUCAUGACUCCACCAUAAGAAAGACACUGGACAAAAACGACCUGCAUGGCAGAGUUCCAAGACCAAAACCACUGCUGAACAAAAAUAACAUUAAGGCUCGUCUCAUCUUGAUGAUCCCCAAGACCUUUGGGAAAAUACUCUGUGGUCUGACAGGACAAAAGUUGAACUUUUUGGAAGGUGUGUGUCCCAUUACAUCUGGCGUUUCAGAAAAAGAACAUCAUAGCAACAGUAAAAUGUGGUGGUGGUAGUGUGAUGGUCUUCAGGACCUGGAAGACUUGCUGUGAUGAAUGGAAGCAUGAAUUGUGCUGAUGGAGAAUGUCCGGCCAUCUUUGAUUUUGGUCUUUGGAGUGGUCUAGUCCAAGUCCUGACCUGAAUCCUAUUUCCUUAAAAAGGAAAAGCCUCCAAUGUGGCUGAAUGAUAACAAUUCUGCAAAAUUCCUCCCCAGCGCUGGAAGAGACUCAUUGCAAGUUAUCACAAACGCUUGAUUGCAGUUGUUGCUGCUAAGGGGGGCCCAACCACUUAUUAGCUUUAGGGGGCAAUCACUUUUUCACACAGGGCCAUGUAGCUUUGGAUUUGUUUUCUCCCUUAAUAAUAAUUAAUAUAAUAAUAAUAAUUUCAUUUAAAAACUGCAUUUUGUGUUGAGUUGUGUUGUCAUUGACUAAUAUUUACAUUUGUUUGAUGAUCUGAAAGAUUUAAGUGUUAAAAAUAAAAAAUGAGGAAGGGGGCAAACACUUUCACCCCACUGUACAUGCAUGCGUGUGUGUGUGUGUGUGUGUGUGUGUAUAGGAACAUCUUUACACCAGUGGCUUUGCAUCUCCUUAGAGCGAGAUGGGUCCGCUCACGAGUACAAUUUUGUAUUUGUAACGGUCAUAAAAACUUGUAUUUAAUCCAUUUUGUUACCAAUUUCUGUCUAUGAAAUGAAAUGCGUCUCGUACCGGUCGGAGCGUAUUUCUCAACAAAACACGGUCGACUGUCACAAUCAUACAUGAGCUGCUCGUCUGUGCUGCGAUGUUCAAAAGAAUGUUGACAAGCUCAUGCUGAUUCUUGCAGUGAAACCCAACACGUCACGCAAGUCGUACUGUUUCUUUUUUAUUAUUAAAUAAGGAGUUAAUUCCAAAAUGACAAAAAAAAGACUAGCAAGAGAGUAGUUAGUGGCAAAUAUUGAACUUUACCUCAGAUUAAAGAAAUAUAAUCAAUUGUAAUUCCGAUGGUCCGUUACAAAUAUAUUUUUUAAUGAGGUUUUUUUUUAGUUGUCAUGAAUAAUUGGUGCUGCACGUGUAAAUAAGUGACCUGAUGCUGAAACUGGCUGUGCUUUCUCUGUCCUCUGCGUUGCACAUCCCAUCAUGUGUCAACUUCACCGAGCUCACGUCUCACCUUGCCGUCAAUAAAGUCUGGUUUUUAA